Ceutorhynchus assimilis (cabbage seed weevil) is the source of this 5313-nucleotide messenger RNA. Lineage: Eukaryota; Metazoa; Arthropoda; Insecta; Coleoptera; Curculionidae. The record is from the annotation of a GenBank genome assembly.
CUUAUCUCUAAAAAUCUGGAUGAGUAAUGAGUUAAAUGAAAUCCUAAACAAACAAGUACAUAAAAUGGUAUUGCGUUGAUUGGUUUUUCGAUUUUAAAGGCCAGACGGAAAUUGUAAUGCGUUCGGUGCGGUGUAAAAAUUUUCCACGAUCGUCAUCAUGUGUGCAACUAUUUUCAAAAAGCAGGAAAACAAAGCGAAACUGGACAUGAUGUCGUUCCAGAGUUGUCUGGUCGACGAAAACUGGGAUUAUUUAUUCGAAAAUAAUAAUAAUAAUAAUGGGAAUAAUAGUACCAUUGAACAUGGAGAUUUAAUAAGUUUCAAUAAUAGUUCUAAUAGCAAGGAACAAACGGACUCGGACGAAGGCUACAAUACUUCAAUUUCACCAAAACGCACAACGAAAUCAAGCAAAUUAAUGAAAGACCAGCCAGAACCUGAAUCCAUUAACCGGUUUCAAUGCGAAUACGAUGGUUGUAUUAGAACCUAUAGUACUGUCGGUAAUCUUCGGACUCAUAUGAAGACUCAUAAAGGUGACUAUAGAUUCAAAUGUACAGAAGCCAAAUGCAACAAAGCUUUUCUAACUUCCUACAGUUUGAAAAUCCAUAUAAGAGUCCACACCAAAGUGAAACCUUUUGAGUGUUCUCAAGACGAUUGUCGUAAGGCUUUUAAUACUUUGUACAGGCUGAGAGCUCACGAGCGGAUACAUAAUGGACAAACUUUCAAUUGCGAGGCUGCCGGUUGUAAGAAGUUUUUUACUACUUUGAGCGAUUUGAAAAAGCACAGGCGGACGCAUACCAGGGAAAAACCAUAUAAAUGCGACGAAUCCGGAUGUGGAAAAUCCUUUUCCGCAUCGCACCACUUAAAAACCCAUCACCGGAUCCACAGCGGCGAAAAACCUUAUGCCUGCAAAGAAACACUGGAUUGCAGCCGCGCCUUCGCCACUUCGCACAGUCUCAAAUCCCAUAUAAAAACCCAUCAAAAGUAUUCGCAACCGUUAAAAAACGAAAUGGAAAAUAAUGAUGCCAUUGUUAAAAAUGAACUUGUAUCGUUUGAUUUUGAGGGAAAUUUCAAUUUUGAUAAUUUCGAUAAGGAUUGGAACGAGAUGGACGGGCAAGAAAUUAAUGUUGAUCCAUUGGAUGUUUCAGAUCGAUUAGUUGGAGACCCACCGACAUCUUUCCAACCUCAGCCCUACUUUGACAACAUCUACAACACCUACGACUUCAACGCUGACAAUUUCAACAACCAACUCACCGAACAAGUGAGCCAAAUGCAAAUCGAAAACAAAGCGAAAUACGCGGCCGAAAACGACUUGAGCGGUCAAUUCGAGAUGGCCAACGGCCUCAAGAAUUACGCCACAGUAAAUACGGCCGAGCCUGUUGACAUAUUGUUCAAUAUUGGCACUGAAAACGUUGAAAAUGUGCCCAAACAAGAAACCUUAAUCAAUGAACCUUCACAAUUAGAAGAAAACUCUUUGAUAACAGAGUUUGAGAAUGCUGGUAUUGAUUUGUACGAUUUUGCUGACACUUUUGGCGAUAACAUUUUCGGCAUGGACAAUAAGGAAGCCAACGUAAAAAUACUCAGUGUAAAAACUAUCGUAGCCCCUCAACAGGCUCAAUUUAUAUCAAAAGAGCCCGCACCUCCAGAAGCCUUGCAAGUGAAUUUGGCAACCCACGAAGAAAUUUCCAGUGCCUGGAAUGUGGGCACCUACAACAACGCUGGCCAAAUUUUCCAAGAAAACUUAAACGAAAAUCCUUUGACUGCUAUUUCAACCGCAGUCCAAUCGUAUUUGAAUCUACCCGAAGUCCAAAACAACAACAAACAACGUGUGGCCAUAGUAGAAGACAUCGAAAACGUCGACAGAUUUUUAAACAGCUUGAACGAGCCUCAAAAAAAAUCGGACGCCUUGAAAACUCUAGCCUCGGAAGCCGACAUAUGCAAAUGUGAGAAUUGUAAGUGCAACGAUUUUUCUAAUUGUCAAAAGCCAGUAGUAGAAAGUUGCUGCACUAACCGCCCGAAAAUUGCUUCUAACAACAACUGCGAGUGUGCACCAAAAGCUUGCUGCCACGAUAAUAAUAUUAAAAAAGAAAAAACCUGCAACGAGAACUACUUCAAGCAAGCCUUGUUGGGCUUGGUGCAGAAAACCGACGGUUGCAAGGAGAAAGGGGACGAUUGCUGCGUGGUUUUGUGCCUCAAGACCAUGGAACAGUUGAGGCAGAUGUUGAAAUUUGCUACUGGGUGUAAAGGGUUUAAGAAUUUGACGUUGGGGUGUGUUAAAAAGUCGCAAUGCGAUUGAAGAGUUGAUUUGCUAUUUGUAUCAUCUGAAAAAAAAAAAAAUCAAAGAUUCUGAUCUCUUUAGUUAGAAUCCUCUUUAUACCAGGUUUGUUUUACAAGACUUAUGCCUGGUUCAUUCAUCUUCAGAUAAACUCAAGAUUGCGUUUUCAUCCGUCAGAUUGCAUGCCUGACACUCCUGACAGUUUAUCAGAAGGUGGAUAAAUCGGCCCUAAAUGUUGAAUUGAGAAUAUUGAACCAUUCACCGUAGUGCCUUUAAAAUAUAAAUGUUCAAAAAUAUUGUGAUUUGUGUGCCAAUGAUAGGAUAUUAUGCGCUUUGAAACUGUAAUGCUUAUGCCAAAAUAAUGAUUAUUAGAUUUAAGGUAUAAAACAUAGAGGAUUUAAUCAUGUCUAAAUUUUUUGUAGUCACUGAUUUUAACACAAAUCAGUCUUCCUGUAUGAAGGAGUGGAUCAGAUUUUUUUGAAUAAAAACACGAAGUUACAGGGUGUUUUUGGAAAUGCAACAAUGAUAAAGAUAUAUUCUAUUUCACAUCUUUGUAAAAUUGCUAAUUUUUAUGCUCACCCUGUAUGAAGUGGAAAUUGAGGAAUUUUAUGGACUAUCAGAUGUUGUGUCUGCAACAAGUAACUCAUUAGUAGCUUAUCAAGUACGAUUCUGAUCUGAAAAUAAGUGAAUUUUUGAAUUAAUUGAGUCAAACUCACUCAUACAAUUUAUUAAUGAGUUAAUCAAAGUAAUGAGUGAAACUUACUCUUUUAAUUCCUUAUUUAAGUCAAUAUUUUACAUGAAAGAGUUUAUUAAUGAGCUUCGGCUCGUCCCGCAGAGUUUUAUUGAACCUCAAUUUUCUUAAAUUUCAUAUUUGCGCCCUUCUUAGGCUUGUCAAUAUCUAGUUUAUCCAAAAAAUGCCCUAUUUUGAAAAAAUCACAACAUCAGUGUUUUCUGCUCAAUCGUUUUGAAUUUUUGGUAUGUUUUUUCCUUAAACCCUUAAAACCAAAUUUCCUAAAUUUCAUAUUUGCGCCCUUAUCAGGUUUUGAGGAGAAAAAUUGAACUCAGAGGCUUGUCAAUAUCAAGUUUAUCCAAAAAGGCCCCAAAUUAAAAAAAAAUUACAACUUUAGUGUUUGUCUCCCAAUCACUUUGAAUUUUGGGUAUGAGGGUAUGUUUUACUUCAAACCCUUAAAACUAAUUUCCCUUAAUUUCAUUAUUGCGCCCUUAUUAGUUUUUGAGAGAAAAAUUCAAACUUAUAGGCUUGUUAAUAUCAACCUUAUUCAAAAAGGACCAAAAUUUAAAAAAUCAUAACUUUAGUGUUUGCCUCCCAAUCGCUUUGAAUUUUGGAUAUGUUUUACCUCAAACCCUUAAAACUAAUUUCCCUUAAUUUCAUUAUUGCGACCCUAUUAGUUUUUGAGAAAAAAAUUCAAACUUAUAGGCUUGUCAAUAUCAACUUUAUCCAAAAAGGGCCCAUAUUAAAAAAAAUCAUAACUUCAGUGUUUGCCUCCCAAUCGCUUUGAAUUUUUGGUAUGUUUUACCUCAAACUCUAAUAAAAAACUAAUUUCCUUUAAUUUCAUUAUUGAGCCCCAAUUAGUUUUUGAGAAAAAAAAUCAAACUUAGGCUUGUUAAUAUCAACUUUAUCCAAAAAGGGCCCAUAUUAAAACAAUCAUAACUUCAGUGUUUGCCUCCCAAUCGCGUUGAAUUUUUGGUAUGUUUUACCUCAAACCCUAAAAACUAAUUUCCCUUAAUUUCAUUAUUGUGCCCUUAUCAGUUUUUGAGAGAAAAUUUCAAACUUAUAGGCUUGUCAAUAUCAACUUUAUCCAAAAAGUCCCCAAAUUAAAAAAAUCACAACUUUAGUGUUUGCCUUCCAAUCGCUUUGAAUUUUUGGUAUGUUUUACCUCAAACCCUUAAAACUAAUAUCCCUUAAUUUCAUUAUUGCGCCCUUAUUAGUUUUUGAGAGAAAAUUUCAAACUUAUAGGCUUGUUAAUAUAAACUUUAUCCAAAAAGGACUCAUAUUAAAAAAAAUCAUAACUUCAGUGUUUGCCUCCCAAUCGUUUUGAAUUUGUUGUAUGUUUCACUUCAAAUAUUUAAAACCAAAUUUCCCAAAUUUCAUAUUUGCGUCCCUAUUAGUUUUUGAGAAAAAAAUUUAAUCUAAAAGGCCUGAAAAUGAGUGAAUUUUUCAACUAAUUGACUGAAACUCAACAUUCACUCAAUUUAUUGAACAGUUUAUCAAUGAGUUAAUCAAAGUAAUGAGUGAGAUAAAUCUACUCCAUAAUUCACUCAGUUUCAAGUCAAUAUUUCACAUGGAAGAAAAAAUUUGAUAAAAAUUGAGGACAAAUUAGGAAGAAAUUGGUUGACAAGUAAACAUAUUAUUUUCUCUAUUCCGGGCUUAAUUCUAAGCUCUUUUUACUUAAAGGAAAUUGAAGAAAACAGAAAUUCAUUUGGCAUUUUUAGAAAAUUGCUAACUUUCACAAUCACCCUGUAUAAAAUUGAAAUUUUAUCAGAAUUUAUUAAACUAUAAGAUGCUGUGUUUGGAUUAUCUUGAAAAAAAUUAAUUCUCAAGUUACAGAGGGUGCUAUUGGAAAUGAUACGAAGGUGGGUUAUUCUAUUUUACAUCUUCGUGAAAUUGCUAAUUGCUACAAUCACCCUAUAUAAAGUUGGAACUGAGCAGUUUUAUACAGGCUAUUAAGUGUUACAGAGUAGAGUGCAAACAAAAAUGGAAUCAUUACCUACGCAUUUUCAAUUUAAUUUUUCUUUUAACCAACUCUGUAUAAACUGUCCAAAAAAUAAGAGGCCCUAGAAAAAGGGAAAAUUAUAUGAUACAGAGUGUCCCAUUUCACCUUGAGAAAUAACUUAUCUGUACUUUUUUAGAUGGUACAUCUAAAUUUUAGGCACCCUGUAACAUGGAAAUAAAUAAUUUUUGGUUCCCAUGAUUAAAUCCUAAAAUGUAUAACAAAAAACUAUAAUUUUAUUUAUUUUUUGUGCAAUAUUUAUUAUAUAUUGAUUACCCAAACUUAAUUCGAUAUUUCUAACCUAAUUUUGUUAGU